Messenger RNA from Corapipo altera (White-ruffed manakin), 2792 nucleotides. RefSeq names its product family with sequence similarity 189 member A2 (gene ENTREP1). Lineage: Eukaryota; Metazoa; Chordata; Aves; Passeriformes; Pipridae. The record is from RefSeq and is a predicted model, not a curated record. The coding region runs from base 21 to 677 and encodes 218 amino acids. The transcript has 10 exons.
CCUGGGCCGGCUCCUUGGCAAUGUUAUGUGGAAUCAUAGGGUUGACCACAUGGAAGACGUCAGUGAUGAUUUUGAAAAAACUGCUUAUUCUGCUGUCUAUCACCUGUGUUCUGCUGAGCUUGGCUGGACUUAUAUUAGGAUGUCAAGACAUUGAGUUUUUGUCCAGAGUACCCAGAUGCAACUUGAUGGAUAAGGAAAACAAGACUUGUUUCUGCUGUGAAGAAAUUAAUCUCACUAAAUGCACAGAAGUAGAGACUGUACUGAAGGCAUACUAUGUGAAGUCAUGCAGUUCUGCUCACCUUCUUCUCAAGAAAGUUCUCUUAGGUCAUUGUGCCCUGAAUGCUCUCACCACUACAGUUUGCUUGACAGUGGUUGCCCUGCAUUUCUGGCAGAUAUUUGAAUCAAGAAGAUCCUGCCUAGGUGAACUUCAGAUUGAAGACCAAGAUGACAGUUUGGAUCCUGAUGGUUUUGUCCCACUGGUGCCACCUCCCUCCUAUUUUGCAACUUGUAAUUCUGGUCCUCCCCAAACAAGUCACAGGACACUUGGGCUUUCAUUGCCCAAUGCUUAUGCAAGGCGAAUCAAUGGUGCUGAAGUGUUCUUCCAUCUGGAACCACCUCCUCCUUAUGAAGAUGUGCAGAGCUCGAACACCUCUGAGCAGGGAGGUGCACUACAGUAAAUGUCAUGAACUGUGUUGAUUCGGUGGAAGUGAGUGAAGGGCAGGACUCUCAAGCUGAAGAAAUCUGUGAGUCUGCCAGCAGAGCAAGCCUUUCUCCUUCAAAUGCGAGCUGCAGGUCUGAAAGAGUGAACAGGAGAGCUCUCAGUUCCUUGCAGAAACAAUCUAAAAGUUGACUUUGUGCUUCUGCACUGCCACUCACCCCAAGAUGACUUUAUUUUCUUUAUCUGUGGUUAUGUAAUGGUUCCUUAAAAGAACGUUUUUUAGAAGAUGAUGGCACCUGCCCAGGAGGCCAUGUCAUUGAGAGUCCAUGUGCUACCUUUCAGCUGGCAUCCUGGAGAGCUGUGAGGACCUGACUACUUUCACCACAGAUGAAGAUCAGCUAGCAGAGAGGAGGAUCUAAGGAGCAGAACAUGAAUGGUCUCACAGUCGUCUGGGAAACUGUACUUAAAGUACUGUUUAAAACUGGUUUCUGGUUAUUCCUGAGCAGAGCACUUCUGUCAGACAUAUACAUGCUCCACAGGAAAAUCAUGUCUGACAAGGGGUGGAAAAGUGUGUCAAUAAUCUUACUUACUUUUUUAAUACUCUGAUACACAGACAAAGCGUAUUAAGCAGAUUGCAAGCUGACCUUUUCUAGGCUCUCAGUUGCAUAGUGUGAUACGUUGCUGUCCUGUUGCAUCUCUUUGAAGUUUGGUAACAUGCAGUUUUGAGGUAUACAUCAUUCUUGUGGAAGGAGUUGUCAAAAGCAGUAUCAAAGAACUUUGCUUAUUAUCAGUACUUUUGUUUGUAUUAAAAACUCCAGUGACAAAAGUAGACCUCAAGAUACUAUGUAAGUUAGUAAAAAAAAUUGUGUUCAGAAUUUUAAAAUUAUUCUUUAUAAAAGAUGGUGUUGGUUUGCAAACUGAAAAUAUAAAGAAGUGCUCUUUUGGCUCAGUGAACUUCUCACUUAAUGGCAGAAUAUUAUUCUUGUCUUAGUGACACAGCAAAAACCAAAACCAAACCUCCAAAGCCACAGGUGUUUUUCAACACGAGGUGCUGGCUUGUUACCAUCCCAGUAAGAAAGGCGCUCUCUGUAUAGUCUUAUUUAAGAUGCUGUUUAUUAGAGCAGAUAGUAUGAAGAAAGAAGAUAGUAUAGAUAAUUUUAUAUCCCUUCAGAUGCUGAGAAUCCCAAAUUGUGCAACAUCAAACAGGGGGUAACAAGUUGUAAAGAUCCCAUCCAUUUUACCCCAUAUUGAUCAUUGGAGGUAUUUCAAGGUUUUUCUAGCAGAAAACAAUUCCAUUCAUCAUUUCUACUGUCAAAUUGAAGGACGUUCAUAUAAACGUUAAAUAAAAAGGAUGUUUACAUGGGACUUUACUGCUGCACUUCUAGACAAAGGUAUGGAAAAAUGUACUACUGAGUUAUCUGCCAUUUUGAGUACCACUGGAGCUGCUUUCAGGCUCCUUUCUUACAAUCAACCAGCUAAAUUUAUCCUGUGGCAAAGGAAUAUCCCUGAAGGUCCAGCUGUAGAAGCUGCACAGAGCAGCACAGCACAGGCCUAGCCCUACUCAGGUUAACGGACACAUGGAUCACCAACUCUUCCAUGUACUGUGUUCUUCAGGUCAGGAUUGCUGCCAUAUGCUUCUGAACUGAACAUUUAUUAGAACUGCAGUCCCAGCCCUGUUCUCAAACACUGUCAGUCCCCACAGGGCACCAGCAUCACCUCUUCAGCCUGCAAGCCAUGGGUGCUGGAACUGUGGUAGGGCCCGCUUGUGCGCUGUGUGGAUCAGUAAAACACUGAAGGGGAGAGCAAGAAAAAUGUCCCCUGUGAAUAAGGCAAAUCUGUGAAAUUUGUACCUGUACUGCUGAAGUAAAGACUUAUGUUUAUCCAGUGAAAUGCAGAAAAGUUUGUAAUACAGAAAUUGGUAUGUAAACCUCUAACAAGAAUGGUAAUAAACAGAAGGAUGGAGGGUGGCACUCAGGGAAACACAGAAAGCAAGCUCAGCCUGUCUGCUGCACCCUUUACCAGAGACUUCACAAUUUCUCCAAUCUAUCACUUAAGCAAAUGAGGUGAAAUUCUUCAGUAUCUGAUGUUGACAACAUUUGUAUUUCAUAUUAUGAAAAGUCACUGAGUGGCUGAA